AUGAGCAAGUUCUCCGGCAAAGUCGUCAAGGAGUUUGCCAAGGGUGUCCCUUGGAGCAAAGUCAUCAAGAAGGCGGCAAACACCGAGCGAGGCCAACGCCUCUACCCCAGCAGAACGCCCAAGAAUGAUGCAAAGGAGAAUCUGCGGAUUGACAAGGGCUCGGUGGUGGACGGCAAGCAUCAAUUGGUUCUUCAGGCGAACAAGAACGCUUCGCACCCGGGAGUAAAGGCAGCGGCGGCUGAGGAUAGUCACAAGAUUUGGGCCACAAUUGUCGUUGACCCAGAGAACCCGGAUGAGGAGAAGGCCGAGAAGGAUUUGUUCGAUGCGUUUGAUAAGACGGAGUGA
Messenger RNA from Aspergillus mulundensis, 345 nucleotides. RefSeq lists its product as uncharacterized. The transcript has a single exon. Lineage: Eukaryota; Fungi; Ascomycota; Eurotiomycetes; Eurotiales; Aspergillaceae. The record is from RefSeq and is a predicted model, not a curated record. The coding region runs from base 1 to 345 and encodes 114 amino acids.